Molecule: messenger RNA, 786 nt
Organism: Geodia barretti
Lineage: Eukaryota; Metazoa; Porifera; Demospongiae; Tetractinellida; Geodiidae
Source: the annotation of a GenBank genome assembly
GGAGGGUUAAAAAUCAGUUUUUGACCUUUCUGACCUCGAACCAAUGGAAGAGGAAGAGUUAGAGAAACGAAAGAAGAAGUGGUAUCUGGACGUGGAGAACACUCCAUGUGCCCGCGAUGCCCUAGUCCACGGCAUAGCUGGCAGUCUAGUGAUAGGGGCUCUCUAUUUCAUGAAGUCAAGUAAGCCUCCACUGAAUGAUGUUGUCCGUAGGUCAUGUGACUUCGCAGUGGGUGGAUUUGCUCUAACGUCCCUCAUCAGUUGGGAGCUGUGCAGGGUGAAUCGGGCGAAGGAGAGAGCAGAGAUCAAGAGCACGGUGACCAUCCUGAACAAGGUCACAGAGAUGAGGAGAAAGGAGCUGGAGGAGAAGAAGCGGACAUCAGAUGCUCCUUCAAACUCCUAAUACCUUCCAGAGUCUCAUUAUACAGUGUGCAUUGUUUGUAUCAAGAGCUGUUCUAUUAUAACUGCAGUAUGUGAUAGUGUGCAUAGGGUUCAUUGUGAGUGGUGACAGAGUCCUCUUAGAAUGCAAUAAUAUAUGGCUAAUGAAGGGGGCUCCCUCUUCUAGUCUUCGUCUGAUUCCUCAGGUUCCUCCCUCUCCCUCCAUUGCCUCCUGAGCCUCCUCCUGGGCCUUGCGGAGUGCUUCUUCCUGCUCCACCAUUGGGUCUGUAGUCUCUGUGAUGUCAGGUCCUGUGGGGUUGAAUCAGUCAGUGAAAAAACGAGUAUAUAGGGUGUAGUGUAGGUUGGUGGUGAGCUAGUUGGGGGCAGACCUGCUGGGAACUCUUCUUGCAC